Dermatophagoides farinae (American house dust mite) is the source of this 1560-nucleotide messenger RNA. It is a transcript of the gene MAGE, whose product is annotated as necdin, MAGE family member. The record is from RefSeq and is a predicted model, not a curated record. Gene Ontology annotation, cellular component: nucleus. Lineage: Eukaryota; Metazoa; Arthropoda; Arachnida; Sarcoptiformes; Pyroglyphidae.
UGUUUUUUUUGUAUUUUAAAAUUAUUGUAAAAAAAAAAAAAUUUCAAUUGAAAACUGUAUUGUUUAAAAAUUUCACUAGAUGGCGUGCACAUAAACAUGAAUGAUUCCACAUUGAUUCUAGCUCAUUUCUAAAAAAAAAACGUUUUAUUUGUGUAAUUUUAUUGAAACAUAACUACAGAAUCUUUGAAAAUAAAAACAUUUUAAAAUGUCAACUAGAUCUACAAGAAGACAUGUUAAUCGUGCCAUUGUUAAUUAUGAAUCUGAAAGCGAUUCGGUCCAAACAAAUGCUCCUGGAUCAUCAGGUGGUACUAGAAAAGUUGCAUCAAAUAAUAGUGCCGAUAUUAUGUGUUGUACGAAUGAAACCGAUUUACAAAUUUUGAUCUCCAAUUGUAUUCGUCACAUACUGCUCAAUGACUAUUCGAAAUUGUUAAUCAAACAAUCAGAUAUCAAUAAAUAUCUAAUUGAAAAUGUCAUUCUUGGUCGUAUACAAAUCAAUCCACUCAUUAAAAUGCUCAACCAGCGAUUAUGGAAAGAUUUUGGAAUGAUUCUCAUAGAAGUUGAAUGUUCACCAAAAUCAUUCAUUUUAUAUACCAUCUAUAAAAAUGAUUUGUUUGCAUUGAAAGAAAUGAAUAAUAAGGAUGAUGAUGAAAUUGAAUUUGAUACAACUCUAGUACCGGAUGAUUAUGAUGAUGAAAUCACGCCUAAUUAUGAAGAUGAUAGUAAUUUUGAUCAUCUAACUUAUGAUGAAGUUUUUGAUAAGAGCAAAAACACAUUGAUUCUCUUCAUUUUGUCAUUUAUUUUGAUUGAAGACGAAGAAAAAAUAUCGGAAAGCGAAUUAUUUUCAGCGUUAGAAGAAAUAGGUCUUUAUCUCGAUCACAAAUAUGAAAUAGCACAUGAUUGUGCCAGACAGAAUAUUCGUGAAUUAAUCUCCAAAGAAUUUAUACGUAAAUCAUAUUUAAAACGAACAAAAAAACCAAAUUCUGAUACAAGUCUACCUGCCGAUUAUUAUUAUGAAUGGGGAAUUCGUUCAACGUUUGAAUUUAAAAGAUUGGAUGUUUUGAAUUUCAUUAAAGAUAUUUACAAUUGUGAUGAAGUUCAUAUGAAUUUGUUAUUUGAAAAAGCAAAGAAAAUGGAUCAACAACGUGAAAAAUUAAUUACGAAUGCCAUCCGAUCUGUUGAUCAUAAUUAUCCUAUUGAUAAUAAUCAAAUCUCAAACGAUUUAAAUGGUCAUAUAGAAAUUAGUGUAAAUGAAAAUAUUACUCAACCAAGACGAUCACAACGACAUUCACAAAUCGAAACUCAGUCUACUUCUUCAUCAACAAACUAUCGUAAACAACAGAAAAGAGUGGCUGAAAUUUCUUCAAUUUCAGAAACAACAACAUCAUCAUUACCAUUACCAUCACCACCACCAUCUAAACGGUUGGCAACAAGACGAUCAACUCGAUCAACUAGAAAAUAAAUUAAACACAACAGUUUAAUUAUAUACUGCCAUUAUUUUUGUUAUAAUGAUAAUGUAAUAAUGUAAUUAAUGGAAAAAAAAUUAAUAAAAUAAAAACUUUA